This is a messenger RNA of Ooceraea biroi (clonal raider ant), 2980 nucleotides long. Its product is annotated as xaa-Pro aminopeptidase ApepP. NCBI's taxonomy places the organism in Eukaryota, Metazoa, Arthropoda, Insecta, Hymenoptera, Formicidae. Gene Ontology annotation, molecular function: metalloaminopeptidase activity. The record is from RefSeq and is a predicted model, not a curated record.
CGUCGCGGAUCGCUUCAAUAGCCUUUGCACCAGGUGUAAUCGCAACGCGGCUAGUAUCCGAAUGUUUCUGGAUUUAUCCAUCCACAUCGAUCUCUUUCAUUAUUGGCAUCGGUGGAUCCAGCGCGCGAUCGCAUUUCGCGAAGACACUCGGCAAACUAAGAGCGUCGUUUCCCGCGCAAAGCCGGAUUUUGCGAAGAACGGGAUCGAUGGAGACUGCGGUGGUCCAGUUUGAUCCGUGAAAUAUCAGAGGAUCAGCGUGACAGAUCGCAUGAGAGAAAACCGUUUGCAAUCUCCUCAAGGGAUUCGGAUGAUCUUCGCUGUAAAGCGAUACUGAUCUUCGGUCUCACGGCGACGCGAUACAACUAUAUAGAUAGAUCAAAUCCGGAAGAGCACUGCUGCUGCCGAAGCGAACUGUCUUCUUUACCGCUCUUUGAAGUGCCAUCCUUCCUCGGUACAACCGACGCUAUUACUGCAGUGCGGUCUAAAUAUAGCUAAAAACUUGUGCUUGACGUAAAUCACGCUGCUGUUUUUGUCUCGAUUCAAUGUGCCGCGGGAAUCAAGGAUCACGCGCCGGCGCUAUCGGACACAUGCUGGCCAUGAAGAAGCUUGUCCUCCGAAUUCUUCUUACAUCUUGCGUUCUAGAAUUAACGAAAGCUAAUGUCAUUAAAUUAUCGGAGCCGGUUCGCAACUAUAAUGGCGCCAAACGAUCAUACUGUCCUGUAAAUGCUUAUAUCGAAAAUCAACCAAUAAAUCGACAUGACAGUUCUCUGCGAUUAAGGCAAUUGAGAUCCGAGAUGGUUCGCGUAGCGGCAGUUCAAGGACCGGCCCUCGAUGGCUAUAUUGUUACGUCAGACGAUGAACAUCAAAGUGAAAGCGUGGAUCCGCGUGAUAUGAGGAAAGAAUUUCUUACGGGAUUCUAUGGAAGUGCUGGGAAAGCUCUUGUCACUAUAGACAAGGCGAUACUUUGGACUGAUGGUCGAUAUCACGUUCAAGCAGACCAGCAGUUGGAUUGCAAUUGGAUUCUAAUGAAGCAAGGUGAAUAUGAUGUUCCAAGGAUAACAGAAUGGUUAAUACACGAAUUCCAAAAUCGGUCGGAAGUACGUAUCGGUGCUAAUCCAAAAUUAAUAUCUGCAUUUACAUGGGAGGCAUGGGAAGAUGCAUUGGCGAAUUCAUCCAUAAGAUUGGUCGCAGUCCGUAACGACCUGGUGGACUUGAUCUGGCAGGUGGGCCGACCUGAAUACAAUCCGCACGCAGCGUAUCCGCUGGCAGACGAGUACUCCGGUAAACCGUGGCAGGAGAAGAUCCGAAACGUCCGGCUGGAGAUGGAACUCUCAUCAGCCGACGCGCUCGUCGUCACCGCUCUGGACGACAUAGCGUGGCUCUUCAACAUCCGCGGCUAUGACCUGCCGUACACGCCCGUAUUAAGGGCUUAUGCGAUCAUUACUCACGGAUCGUUGCACCUCUAUGCACCGCGACACAAGAUUCUGCGAUCCGUCGAUAUACAUCUAAAAACAGAUUCUUGCUUCCACGCGAACUGCGUCAAAUGGCAUAAUUACACGGCUAUUUGGUAUGACUUGAAGACCAUGUCUCAGGCUUGGAACACAGUAUGGCUUCCAUCUCCUUGUGGCUAUACCGCGAGUGCAUCCAAAGAAAUAUACGAUUCCAUUCCAGCGGAGAAGAUAUUGGCUAAGCCCUCGCCUGUGAUCAAUCUACGGGCGGAGAAGAACAAAGUCGAGAUAGAAGGCAUGCGAAGAUCGCAUAUAAGAGACGCGGUGGCAAUGUGCGAUUUUCUGGCUUACAUGGAAGAACAAUAUGAACUGGACUCCGAGGGAUGGGACGAGAUGCAAGUGGCGAGGGUGGCCGACGAGUUCCGCUACGAGCAGGAUCACAAUAGGGGUAUUUCUUUCCCAACGAUCGCGGGAUACGGGCCUCACGGCGCUAUGCCGCACUACGAACCGAUUAAUUUGACCAACAUCAAAAUCGAGACCGCGUCUACACUAGUGGUGGACUCCGGAGGACAAUACCUGGAUGGUACUACCGACGUGACCAGAACUCUUCACUUCGGAACACCGACCGAAGAACAGAGAAAAGCUUACACAAGAGUGCUGAUCGGUUCGAUCGAACUCUCAUCUCUGAUCUUUCCCAGUGAUCUGACGAUGGACCAGCUGGACAUCGUUGCACGGAGGCCGCUAUGGAGCAUCGGCUACGAUUACACGCACGGGACUGGCCACGGGAUUGGCCACUUCUCCUCAGUUCACGAAUCGCCUAUCCACGUGGCAUAUGGAAACAAACAUCCGCUCGCAGGAUGUUCGAUUAAGUUGCAGCCAGGAUUCUUUCUAUCCAACGAGCCGGGAUACUAUAAAGAAGGCGAUUUCGGAGUCCGCUUGGAGAACAUACUCGAAGUACUUCCGGCUGACAAAUCAGCAAAAGGGCAAAAGUUUCUUAAAUUCAGAGACAUCACUCUGGUUCCUUAUGAACCAAAACUUAUCGACGUUGGUAUGUUAACCCCGCUGCACCGGCGUUGGCUCAGCAAUUACAAUAGACGUAUAAGAGAGGAAGUCGGCGCGGAGCUGAAAAGGAGAUUAAAGAUGAAAGCAUUUUAUUGGAUGAUGAUGAAAACUGCGACCAUUCCAGAAACAAGUUCUAGUAGCCAGGACUUUUUCCCCGAUUAUUAUUCGCGCUCAACGCCAUCCGCCACCAGGCAAUUCCACGUUUUGGUUGUGAUCGUUGCCGCCUAUCACGUCGUAGCGAGUUUUACGGAGAUGCACAACUAAUCUGGAAAUCGUGAUCACGUGGUAACGCCGAGGAACUGCGUUAAAAAAAACAACGCACAUGCGUACAUUGCGUAACUUUUUUUCUACUGUAUAAUAAAAUUAUAUGUAAUUCCCAAAUGUCGAUAUAGGCUACUGUAUAUAUAGUUAUGUUUAGAGAAGAAACAUAUAUAUAUAGUAAUGAUCUUUAAUAAAUUAUUUUUCUACAU